CCUUGCCCUGCUACGGUGGCCGCCGAGGGUCACGCGGAGCGUUUUCCUUCCCCGCUUUGAGAGAUGCUGCAAAAAGGGAAAGAAAGGUCCGCUUAGUUUCAGCUCCGCUUCCUUCUCUCCGCCCCGGGAAAGGCAGCAGCGCUUGGUUGUCAUAAUUCAAAAGGAUGGAGAAAAAGAAAAUUGUAAUGAAAUCCAACACGGCUGCUUCCAACCUACUGAGAACCUUGCAUUCUCUCUAUCAGUUUGGCCACUUCUGUGAUGCAAUAAUAUACACAGACCAGUUUGGCAUCCAGGAGGAGUUUUUCGUUCACAAAGUCGUAUUGGCUGCUUCCAGCAAUUACUUUAGAAGCCUGUUCCUCACCGAUGAGAUGCUGAAAGCCAGAGAUUGUCGGGUGACUCUCCAGGGUGUUCAGACUGAAGAAUUUGCCUGCUUCCUAAAGUUUGCCUACACAACAGAAGUAGAAAUUGAAGCGGACAAACUGCACCGAAUAAAGGAGGUAGCCGAAAGACUUGAAUGCCAAGAUCUGCUUGAUGUUUUUGAAGAAAUGAAGGCUGCAGGAGAAGAUUUGGAUCUGGGUGUUCCUUCAGAAAGACAGGAAGGCAGUAGGUCUGUCUGCAGUAAAACAAAACAAGUAGAAAACAAGGAACAGAGUGCUUCGUCCCGAAUUUUGGCAGCGCCCAUGAAGAGACAGCUUUGGGACCGAAAGAAGCACACAAAACUGACUGCCGUCUAUGAUGGUAGUGAAAGUAAACCUGGCUGUUCUGACAAAUAUGGUGUUGUGUUUGAGGGGCCCAAAGACAGCACAGCAGCGUCAGCUGGAUGUCACGAAAUAGACAUGCACGGCGCUCAUACUAUGAAGAAUGUCAGCCCGCCGGAAAAUAAGGCCAGCUACCUGUCACUAAAUCAGGUGGACUCCAAGGAAGCCUGCAUUGUUACAAGCAAGAUGCUACCCGGCCAGGAGGAGGAUGAAAACGGCUUGAAUCUUAGCGAAACCAAACUCAGGAAAUCGCCGCGCAAUAUAUCGAAAGUCUUGCCCCAUACAUACACAUGUGACAAGUGUUGUCAUUCCUUCCAUUUUGCCAAGCAGUACCAGUCGCACAUGGAACAAGAACAUGACGCAGAACUGGUGGUUCAAUAUAGCUGCGAUAUGUGUGGCCAACUCUUUCCCAGCUGCCAGGACCUAAGGCAACAUAGGCUCACCGUUCACGACGAUGAAAAGCAGUUCCCCUGCUUGUUGUGCGACAAAAGGUUUAAGUGCCAGAAAGACAUCAGCCAUCAUAUGCGGAGAGUGCAUGAGAAGAAAAAGAAUCCUCAGAGGUGUCCGUACUGUGACAAGGUGAUCAGCUCUAAAUGUGGCUUGACGGUUCACAUUCGGACACAUACGGGAGAGAAGCCUUAUAAGUGCGGAGGCUGUGCGGCAAGUUUUGCUCAGAGAUCUGCCUUCACUACUCAUGUAAGAAAAAUACAUGAAUCGGGACAAGACAGGAAACUCAGUCCAGAUUACUGGAUGAUAGCCCCGCCAACAAAAAAAGCAGAUGUUAUAGAUAGCAAAGUUGACAAGAAUAGCAAAACAUACCCAAAGGUACCAAACAGCGACUUGCAAAGAGAACCUGUGGAUGAAAAAACUCGAGAGCUUGAGGGAGAAUCCAGGAAUCCUCCUCCUUUGGAAGCAGAGUCUGAGAGUAAAGAGGAAAGUCAGGAGCGACGUGGUGAUGCUGAUAUUCAAAGAGAAAAACCAGAUGGAUGCAGGACUUUAGUUGCAGAGGACUGUGUAAAAGGAGAAAGGGACUGUGAAACAGAAGUAAGGGGCAGGGAAGAGAAUGAGGCAGUCUCUUCCGAAGACAUCGAUGAGAAUUCAAAUGAUCAAGACGCUGAAGAAAGCAAAUCGGACGCCGGUUGCAAAGCGAGGGGCGUUGUGAACAAAAACGAGGGCGCCAAAAAAUCGGCCUACGUUAUAACGUGUACCAAAUGUGCGGAGAAGUUCGUCUCGCGGAAGAAAUACACUGACCACUGCAAAAACGUCCACCAUUCUGUGCCUGGUAAAAUUUAUCAGUGUGACGUUUGUAGCAAGUCCUUUGCGAGUUACAACAGCUGGAAGGAGCACAGGGCGAGCGUCCACACGGACGACAGGCAGUUUUCCUGCACCCUCUGCAACGCCACUUUUAAAAGGAAAAGGGAUGUGAGGACCCACUAUAUGCGGAAGCACGAAGGAAGAGUGAAGCGUCCCCUUUGCUCUGUCUGCGGGAAGAUCUUGAGCUCAAGAACGGCGCUAGUGUUUCACAUGAGGACCCACACAGGCGAGAAGCCAUACCAGUGCAGCAUUUGUUGUUCAAGAUUUGCCCAGCCAUCGCAGCUCAAGAUUCACACCAGGUCCCAUACAGGUGAAAAGCCAUACAUCUGUGAGGAUUGUGGAGCUUCCUUUGUAGAUAAAGGCAAGCUUACCGGCCACAAGAGGACACAUACAGGAGAGCGUCUGUUCAAGUGUGAUGUCUGUGGAAAACAUUUUUCUACCAACGAAUACUUGAAAUGCCAUAAGCGCUGCCACAUGGGAGCCAAGCCGUACAAGUGUGAUGUGUGUGGGAAAACGUUUGGACUGAGGGCCUCAUUAGCCCAACACAGUAACGUUCAUGCAGAGACUCCUCCUUAUUUCUGUGAGCAGUGUGGAAAGACCUUUACUCAGCAAGGAGCCCUGAGGCGUCACCAGCGUAUUCACACUGGAGAAAAACCCUACAAGUGCAGGGCCUGUGAAAGGACCUUCACAGAUCUGUCUACCCUGAGAAGGCAUGUCCUGGUACACGAUCGGAAUGCUCACUGGAGGACUUUCUUAAUAGAUCUUACCAUCAAAAAGGAUCACAACUGGUCCAAAAUAGAGCCUUUUUCUAAUAUCCGUACGGGAGAGGACUCUAAUCCGAUUUGGUCCGAUGGCCAAAGUAAACUUUAUAAACCAGAGAGCACCAGUGUAAAAAAAGCGGAACACGUAUCCUGUGGUAGUAAUGCCAGAGAUCCUGACCAUUCCCUUACGUCGAACACCAACCAGCGGUGUCCCCGCCUCAUCCCUCCGCGGUGCCCCGCGCAAAGCCUUCCCCCCGGCAACCGCGUCCGCCUCCCCUUCCCUUCCUCCCCGCCUGGCGUUCCCCCUCGCUCCGCCUCCUCUCGGCGUCGCCCUGACCCGCCGUGGAAGAUGGCGCUGAGCGGCCAGGUUUCGGAAAGGAAGAAGAUGCCCAGUAAUGCUGUUCUCUUGGAAUCCAAAUCCUCACCCAUCAACCUUCUCAAUGAAAUGCAGCAGCUGCGUCUCCUAGGACACCUUUGUGAUGUGACUGUCAGCGUGGAAUAUCAAGGGGUCAAGGCAGACUUUGUUGCUCACAAAGCUGUCCUGGCGGCAACCAGCAAGUUUUUUAAAGAGGUGUUUCUCAAUGAAAAGUGCAUGGACGGACUAAGGACAAAUGUACUAUUGAACGAGGUCCAGGUAGCGGACUUUGCAUCUUUUCUUGAGUUUGUGUAUACUGCCAGGGUAGAGGUAGAAGAAGACCGGGUUCAACGCAUGCUGGAAAUGGCCGAGAAGCUAAAGUGCUUGGACUUGUCGGAAACCUGCUUUCAGCUCAAGAAGCAGAUGCUCGAAUCGGUGUUGUUGGAGUUGCAGAAUUUUUCCGAGUCGCAGGAUGCGGUGGAGGACAGCGGUUCCCAGCCAGGCAGCUUGCUUGAGCCAAGGGCAGUCGCUGAGACGCCGGGGGAUAACACGGACCGUGUUGCAGAUUCUCCUCUCGGCAGACCCAGGGACGGCGAGGGCCUUGAGGCUCCCGCCGCUAAAUUAAAGGAGAAGUUAGACAAGAAGAAAGAAGCCUUGAAGACGUCCUGCGCCAAGAUCAGGAGAGCCAGCGGAAGACUGGCUGGCAGAAAGGUGUUUGUGGAGAUCCCCAAGAAAAAGUACACGAGGCGGCUUCGAGAGCAGCAAAAGUACGCUGAGGCUGUGGCCGAGGAGAGUCGGCUCUCCAAAGACCACUGCAUCCAUAAGGAAGGGGAGGAGAAGAAAGAUGAAGAAGAAGAGGAAAAAGGACAAGCGGUGAGCGUCGUGAAAUCUGAAAGCAAAGGGUGCGAUGGCGCCGACGACCUGGAGGAAAACCUGACUAAACUGGAGGACGAUAAAAAGAACCGUGGCGGCAACUUCACCUGCAGCACCUGCGAGAGAGAGUUCCUGUAUGAGAAGAGCUUUCUGAAGCACAUCAGGCACAGCCACGGGAUCGCGGCCGAAGUCAUUUACCGUUGCGAAACCUGCAGCCAGACUUUUGCCAACCGGUGCAACCUCAAAAGCCACGAGCGCCACGUCCACAGCAGCGAGCGCCACUUCCCUUGCGAGCUCUGUGGUAAGAAGUUCAAGAGGAAGAAGGACGUCAAGCGGCACAUUCUGCAGGUUCAUGAGGGUGGUGGGGAACGUCAUCACUGCCUACAAUGUGGAAAGGGUUUGAGCUCCAAAACGGCCUUGCGGCUUCAUGAAAGGACACAUACAGGCGACAAGCCUUAUGGGUGCACAGAGUGUGAGGCUAAGUUUUCUCAGCCUUCGGCACUUAAAACACACAUGAGAAUCCAUACUGGUGAAAAGCCUUUUGUUUGUGGCGAUUGUGGAGCAAAAUUCACGCAGAAUCACAUGCUUAUCUAUCAUAAAAGAUGCCACACAGGGGAACGACCUUUCAUGUGUGAAACGUGUGGGAAGUUUGCCUCUAAGGAGUAUCAACACCACAACGAAUCCACACAGGGUCGCAAGCCAUUUAAAUGCGAAGUUUGCUUCCGAAACAUUUGCACAAGGAAUUCACUGUAUCAGCACAUAAAGGUUCAUACAGGUGAGCGUCCCUACUGUUGUGAUCAGUGUGGCAAACAGUUCACCCAGCUCAAUGCCCUGCAACGCCAUCAUCGGAUUCACACAGGGGAGAAACCGUUCAUGUGCAACGCCUGUGGCCGGACAUUUACCGACAAAUCUACUCUUCGGCGGCACACCUCUAUUCAUGAUAAAAACACACCUUGGAAGUCUUUCCUUGUGGUUGUUGAAGGAGCGUCUAAGAAUGAUGAGGAUCAUAAAACAGAGGCAGACUAUAACGUGGCUCGUUCCAAAAUAUCCGAGAAGCUGCUGUCGUUCUCUGAAAACGGGCACUAUCAGGGUCUGACGGCUAUCCAAGGAAAUAUGACUGCGCUGCAUGAAAAUGGAACAUCCGCAGUGACAGACUGCAAAUCAAAGGGCGCUGCAGGGUCUCCGGAAACCGCCGUAGCUACAACUUUGCAUGAUCUCACAGUGUUGCACACCCAGACUGACUCAUUUCAGCCUCCACUUUACACCUUGGUGACUAUAGAAUAGCACUUGCUACAAAGAAGGAAACUCCAGCUGGGGAUAAUCUCUGAAAUACUGUAGUACACAGUAUCCAUGAUCCAUGUAAAGAAGAAAGGAUUACUAUGGAUGAUCUUAAUAUCCUGGAUUCUCUCAAAACCAUUACGUCUCGAGUUGUCUUUCAACUGAAGGAUUCUCUCUCAUCCCAUUUGUUAAAGAGAAAAUUAUUCUCUCUUUCGUAUGCCGUCUCUGUAAUUUUGAAGUAGCUUUCAGAUUACAGAGUCAGUGCAAAAAAGCGAAGUUUUAAUCCAGAUUUUUCCUUUCCUUCAGCAGAAUGGUUUCUUUGGAGAGAUUGUUUUCCCUCUGAAAGGAGACUCGUUCUGUGCUGGUGUUGUUUAAAAUCUCUUAAUCGACACUGAUUUUACAUUGUACGGAAACGAACGUGAGAUCGUGUAGCGCAAUCUCUCUGGGCCCAAUAUGAAAUGCAGUUUUAAUGAAUUGCGGGUGCUGUGUUUUUAAACAUUGGGGCAUGCCUGACCCUGCUCUUUCAAGCUCUUGAAUAAGUUAUUUUGAGAAAUGUUUGGAAAACCAGGUUGGUAAAAGUGCUGGAGCUCCACUUCAGUUCAUAUGCUAAAUCCGUACAUCAGAUAGAUUGUUCUACACAACUUGGAAGUGGAUUUCAGAGUAGCGUUGCUGGAUUUUGUUCAGAAUUUGUGGAGGGAUUUCACAAGCUUUUUAAAGUUACUCUAUGGUCCAACCUUCCUCCUAAGUACCUGGUGAACCUUUUCUCUGUACUCCUUCCUGUCUCCUCAGUCCCACCUACAAACUCGCUGCCUUUUAAUGGUCUCACCAGUCUAUUCUGUCAUAUGCACACACACCCAAAGCCACAUGUGCAUCUUCAGCUUCUGUUAUAGAUAUACCCUCAUUUCCAUACAUUCUCUGUACAGAUAGGACGUUCACAAAGUGUUGCAUUUCUAAAUUUCUCUUCUUUGCCCAGAGGACCUUAGUAUUCUUCCCAGCCUCUUGUGAUCCCAGUGCCCCACAUAUGGAGGUUGUGUGCUGGCCACGAGACAAGGAGUUCUGCCACUUUAUAAAUUUAUUGGCAGCAUACUUCUAAAACAAAUUGCUCCAAAGUAAUGAAUGCGGGACUGCAGGUCACCUGUUGUGGCUCCCCAGUCCUCUUCCUCUUUGUGCUACAGCUGGUAAAAUAUUCUAUGUUCAGGUUUCUGGCAACGGUUUCAUUAUCUGGGUGAGUACGCUUCUUGUUUUUGUACUUGCUAUAAUGUUUUUUUCCCAAAGGCUACAGAAUGUACUGGAAAAUUAAAAUUAUAACCUGAACUGGCAUUCAGAGUAAUGGCUAGCAGCCAUUUAAAAGCUCAUUGAGAUUUCCAAGUUCAGCUUCUAAAGGUUUUGCAAAAUGUGUUGCAUGAAAAGAGAGUUAGCGGACAUAGUUGGAAGUCAAAGCAAAGCAACUGCCAAAAUUUUAAGAAAUGCACGUUUCUUUUAAAAUGUUUUGUCAUAGGGUUGAAGGAAGUGAAGAAUUAAUUUGUUUUUGCUAAAAACACAUCAAUACUGUGCCUUCCUACUUUUAAAUUCAGGAAAAAUGAAGUGCCAAAUCCAAAACUUAAUUAAGUUCUGACAUUCCACUGGAUUCCAGCAGAACUUGCUAGUGCAACUGUUAGGAGUAAUUGUAAUUUAUUGAAUAUGUCACCCAGCCCGUUAAAGCACUGGCUAAUGGGAUCAGUUUUUCAACCACUCUUUGUGUCCUGAGAUAAAAUCAAGUUCAGUGUGUUUUAGCUUAGACAGUGUUUUAACCGGACCUGGUUUUAUAAAACACAACUGAGAAUGUUAACUACUUCUUUCAAACUGCUGUGAUUUCACUCUCUUUAUGGAUUCAUUUUGAUGCAUUUUUCCUUUUCAAGAAGUGAUUGCAAUGGUAAAUUAAGCCUGAGCUUAACAGAUCCUUUUAAGUCAUGUUAUUCCCUGCUCUGACUUACCUGUAGGAUUGGCCCUCCACCCAUUCACAAUACUAGCAGUGACAAAGUACUGUUAUUUCCAAAGGAAGAGACUUGUUUCAGAAAAGUAAUCCAAGUAUGCAACAGCAAAUUAUUUUCUCAAGGUAAUGAUGGACUCAGUUUGUCAGUGUAACGUGCUUUGGGUCACUUACUCUUCAAGGCUGAUUUACACCUGCAAAAGAUCUGAUCCUUUUCACGUUGCUGUAUGUUUUAGCAAAGUUUUACUCUGGGUUCACGCUUGGCCUUUUCUAAAGCUUUUUUCAUUAAAAAAAAUGAAUGGUUUUUGUUCAAAAUCACUCAGAGGGGGAAAACAUCCAGGCUAACUUUGGUACAGGUAUCACAAACAGGUAACUUAGGAUCCUGCUUUCAUAUUUUACUUGUUGAAAGGCAAUGCAAUAAAAGAUCAGUCCAACUAUGUAUCAGUUUUGUUUUGUUUGUAAAACCCCUUAGUAGGAGUUUUUUUACCAUUUACUCCUUGUUUAUUUUAAUUCACUAAAAGGGGUCUUUUUUAGAAAGACUGGAAGAGCUUAUAUUUAAAUAUUUAUUUUGUAAUCCAUGUGCUCCAUUUUGAUGUUAGAAUUUUAACGACCAAUUACAAAAGAAUUUGUAGUAAAUAUUUAAAUCCUUAUGUUAGUAAAUAUAGGUUGGGAUUUUUAUUUUUACUCUCCAGAGAUGUGAAAGUGGGUUCACUUGUAUGAACUGGUAAACCCCAUUAAAAGAUUUUUUUCAAAUA
Molecule: messenger RNA, 8063 nt
Organism: Podarcis muralis (Common wall lizard)
Lineage: Eukaryota; Metazoa; Chordata; Lepidosauria; Squamata; Lacertidae
Source: RefSeq, a predicted model, not a curated record